Molecule: messenger RNA, 8368 nt
Organism: Chlamydomonas reinhardtii
Lineage: Eukaryota; Viridiplantae; Chlorophyta; Chlorophyceae; Chlamydomonadales; Chlamydomonadaceae
Exons: 24
Coding region: 339-7286 (2315 amino acids)
Molecular function (GO): glycosyltransferase activity
Source: RefSeq, a predicted model, not a curated record
AUACAUGACCUCCUGCGCACACGCCUACUCCAAAUUUCAAGCAAGCAAACCCUGACCGACCCGGCGAGCGUUUUCCGGUUGUGACGCCGCGACUGCCUCCGGUCCGCUGCCGCACAGCACGUUCCAGUGCCCGCUGUUGGAAACCAACGUGAAGGAGGGCAGCAGCGCGCUAGAUAGUGCAGCAGGGGGCGGGGACAGGAGCAGCAGCUGCAAGCCGGCGCUUGCAGGCGCCGCUGCAGCCACCGCCGGCCUAGCCCUCGGUGGUCGGCCCCCGGAGGGAGCGCACCUGCACCUGCACCUGCACCUUCACCCACACCCGCACGCCGCGUGGGGGUGCCAUGGACGUGUCAACUGCUGCCAACAGCUGGGUGGACAGCUACUUGGAGGCGCUGAUCUCCUCGGGUAGCCGCAGCGCUCUGGCCGCACGCACCGGCGCCGGCGCCGACGACUACUGCGUGCCCGAGGCGGUGGACGCGGACCGCCGCGUUUGCGCCAAGUACUACGUCAACCAGAUCCUCAGCCUGGACGAGGACGCCCUGCGGCGCAGCUGGAACAAGGUGGCCCGCACCAACCGGGACAGCCAGGCUGAGAAGGACGCGCGUGUGGAGUACCUGUCAUGGCGCGUGUGGGCCAUGAAGCGCAAGAGGGCGGCGCUGGCGGCCCGAGCCGCCGCCGCCGCCCGCCGCGCCGCCGCCGCCGCCGCCAGCGGCAGUGGCGGCGGCGCUGACGAGGCGGAUGACGUAAUGAGUGAGGGCCGUACGGCGCUGCUGUACCUGGACGACCUGGACACCACCGUGACACUGGAGCCUCUGGAGGAGGAGGCUGACGCCGUGGAGGAGGAGGCGGGUGGCAGCCGCGAGGGCGAGGACCAGGAGGAGGACGACGACAAUGACAACGACCAGGAGGAGGAGGAGGCCGAGGCGGCUGGAGGCGGCGGCGGCGGCGGCGGGCGGCGCAGUCGGCUGGCGCAGGUGGCGGCGCGGCUGGCUGAGCCGCUGUCGGCAGACCAGGCCACUGUGCCCGACACCGAGCAGCCCGACGAGCAGUCUUGGGACGCCGUCUACCCAGCCACAGCCGCCGCCAAACAGGCCGCCGCCGCCGCCGCCCGAGGCGCCCGCCACGCGGCUGCCGCCGGCCACGCCGCCGCUGCUACUGCCGCUGACCGCAGCGGCGCAGCUACUGCCGGCGGCGGCGGCGGCUCGGGGCGACUGAGCUCAAUGGAGGAGGCUGGCGACGCGGCGUCGACCUCCACAAGGACCAUGGCGGCGGCACGCGGCGCCAGUGGCCUCGCCGCCGCCGGCGCCAGCCUGGGCGGCCACAGCGGUAGCCAGCUGUCCCUGCGCUCCGCCCCGCCGGCCCUGUGCCUGCCGCCGCCGCCGCCGGGCACCCCGCCGACGUCGGUGUUCGCCGCCGCCGCCGGCUCCCCCGCCCUGCCGCCCCACCACCACCACUACCACCCAUCCCUCCAGACCACCCCCACCAGCCCGGCGCCCCUCUCCCCAACCCUUCACCACCUCCACUCCUCCCCCGGCCCCGCCGCCCCCGGCCCCGCCGCCCCCGGCCCCGCUGCUACAGCCUCUGCCGCCGCUGCCGCCGCCGCUGCUACAGCCGGCACCACCAGCAGCAGCAGCAGCAGCAGCAGUGCUGCCCCCACGGAGGCUGACCUGGGUCUGCUGGUGGGCCGCCCCGGCAGCCCGCGGCGCUAUGUGGUGCUGGUGUCGCUGCAUGGGCUCGUGCGGGGGCGCCGCAUGGAGCUGGGCCGAGACCCCGACACCGGAGGACAGGUCAAGUAUGUGGUGGAGCUGGCUCGGGCGCUGGGCCGCAUCCCCUCCGUGGCGCGUGUGGACCUGCUGACGCGCCUCAUCGCGGACCCACGGGUGGACAAGAGCUACUCAGUUCCUGAGGAGCGGCUUGACACGGGCAGUAGCAAUACCGGCAGUAGCAACACCGGCAGUAGCGGCGGCGCCGCUGCAGACGCGGCGGCCGCGCCACAGCCGCAGCAGCCGUCACCCGGCGAUGCCGCCGCACCCGCGGCCAAUAAACUCGGCGCCGGCAGUAGCCCGGCUGGUGCUGCUGCUACUGCUGCUGCUGCUACUGCUGCUGCUGCUGCCGACGACCCGUGCGGCGCCUUCAUUGUCCGGCUGCCUGCCGGCCCGCCCAACGUCUACCUCAAGAAGGAGGACCUUUGGCCGCACGUGCGCGAGUUCGCGGACCGGGCCCAGGCGCACGUGGCGGCGGCGCUGGCGCGGCUGGGCGCUGCGGGCCAGGCGGCGGAGCUGUGGGCGGUGCACGGCCACUACGCGGACGCGGGCGAGGCGGCGGCGCUGCUGGCGGCGGCGCUGGGCUGCCCCAUGCUGCUGACCGGCCACUCGCUGGGGCGCAACAAAAAGGCGCACCUGCUGGCUAGCGGCGCCGUGAGCCUGGCGGAGGUGGAGGCCACCUACCGCAUCAGCCGCCGCAUUGAGGCUGAGGAGCGCGCGCUGGACGCCGCGGCGGCGGUGUUCACAAGCACCGGGCAGGAGGUGGCGGAGCAGUGGGGGCUGUACGACGGCUACCGCCCGCAGCUGGCGGCGGCACUGUCCGUGCGUGGCGUGCCGGGGCUGCACGUGCCUCGCAUGGUGGUCAUUCCCCCCGGUCUGGACUUCUCCUCCCUCAAGGUGGCGCUGCCGCCCGACCCCAUCACCGCCCUGCUGGAGGCGUACGGCAGGGAGCAGCGCGAGAUGCGGGAGCGGGAGCGGGAGGCGGGAGGCGGAGGGGGCGGCGGGGGUGGGGGCGCGGCAAGGUUGCUGCUGGGCGGCGGCGGCAGUGGGCGCUGGGGCGUGUCCCGCACCGCCACCCCGCCCGCCAUCACCCGGGCCUCCAGCCUGGAGAGCACGCAGCAGCAGCAGCAGCAGCAGCAGCAGGUGGCAGGAAGCAAAGCACCUGCCGCGGUGCCGUCACUCAAUGGAGAGCUCCCAAGCCCGCCCGGAGAGGCCGCUGAGGCCCCGGCUUCGGCCGCCGCCGCUGCCGCCACUGACGGCGUUGCCACUCGUCAGCUGGCCCACUCGCCAUCGCCGCCGGCGGCGGAUGUCGCUGCUACUGUCGCAGACGGCAUGUCGCCCCACUGCAGCAAGAAGCCGCCGCCUCCGGACAACCAAGCAGCUGACGGCGCCGCCGACGUCGCCGCCGCGCCUGCGCCUCCAGGCCUCACCAUCGCCACCCCACCCGGAAUCAAGCCGCCGCGCCCCGUGCGCGUCUCCGUCAACGGCGCCCCUGCAUCCACCGCCGCCGGCACUGGCGCCGCCACGCCGCCGCGCUCGCCCCGCAUUGGCUCCGGCGGUGGCGCCGCCUCCGCCUUCAGCGCGGCAUCGCCCUUCGGCGCCCCGGGCACCCCCACCCGCCGCGCGCUGCUACAGCAGCUCGAGUUAGCGGGCGGCAGUAGCAGCGGCGGAGGCGGAGGCGGAGGCGGCGGUGCUACAACCGCGAUGGUGGCGGCUCCGCCUCCGCAGCCGCUGCUGUCGGGCCCUCAGGCCAGCGGUGUGUUCUCCGAGCCCCCCAUUUGGAGCGAGGUGCACCGCUUCCUGCGCAACCCCGCCAAGCCCGUCAUCCUGGCUAUGUCGCGCCCCGACGCCAAGAAGAACGUGACGGCGCUGGUGCGCGCGUACGGCGGCAGUGCCGUACUGCGGCGGCUGGCCAACCUGGUGCUGGUGCUGGGCAACCGAGACGCCAUCGACAGCAUGGCUCCCGGCUCGGCCCGGGUGAUGGAGGGGGUGCUCAAGCUGGUGGACGGCUACGACCUGUACGGCAGCGUGGCAUACCCCAAGCGCCACUCGCAGUCCGACAUCUCAGACAUCUACAACCUGGCCGCAGCCACACGCGGCGUGUUCGUGAACGUGGCGCUGCAGGAGCCGUUCGGUCUGACGCUGAUCGAGGCGGCGGCACACGGCGUCCCCAUCGUGGCCACCUGCCACGGCGGCCCCGUGGACAUCGUGGCCACACUGCACAACGGCGUGACUGUGGAGCCGGCUGACGUGGCCGCCAUUGCGGGCGCAGUCACAGACAUCAUCACACGCCCCGAGCUGUGGGACAGCUACAGCGCCAAUGGCAGGAACAACAUCCUAGCCUACUCCUGGCCCAGCCACGUCCUCAACUACCUGCGGGCAGUGGAUGGACGAGCAGCGCCGCCGCCGCUGCCGCCACCGCCUCCCACACCCGGUGGCUCGGCCUUCGCCGCGGCAGCGGCCGGCGCCGCCGCCACCACUGCCAUCGCCACACCCGGAGCCGCCUCUGACCCAUCGGCCUCGUACCUCUACUCAACCGCCGCGUCUGCGGCGGCGGCCGCCGCCGCCGGCUAUGCCGGUCUGCUGCCGCUGCCGCCGCCGUCACUGAUUGGCGGCGCCGGCGCCGGCGGCACCAGUGGCGGUGGCGCGGGCGAGGGCGGCGGCAGCGCGGGUGGCGGCGGCGGCGGCUGCCCCGGCGGCUGCUACGGCUCACCGCAGUUGCGUGCGGCUUUCAGUUUGUCGUACGACGACCUCAACCAACUCAGUCGCGUGGCUGGAGACCAGGGCCUGCCGGCCCUGGGCGCCGCCCUGAACGACCUAGCCGCCGCCCGCGCCACCUCACUGCCCUUCGAGCUCAGCCCCGCAGUGGCGGCGGCGGCGGCGCAGGCGGCCGUAGCCGUACAGAUUGGCGGCGCGGCGGCGGCGGCCGGCAUCAAAGCCGCCGAUGCCGCUGAUGAGGCCGAGGCGGAGGCAGAGGCUGCUACUGCUGCUGCUACUGCUGGUAGCGCUGACGCGGUGGGCGCUGCUACAGCCGCGGGCGGCGCCGACGGCGCGAUGAAGCAGGGCGGCGGUGUGCCGGCGGCGGCGGCGGACGGCAGUAGCGGCAGCGGUGGCGGCGGCGGCAGCCGCGGCAAGGCGGCGCAGGUGGCGGUGGUGGCUAAGAAGGCGGCGCAGGCUGUAGCAGCCGCGGCCGCCGACCUCCUGCACAAGCAGCGGAACCGCGCCGCCGCCGCCGCCGCCGGCAUAACCGCCACGACCACCAGCGCUGACGUCGCCUCUGCCGCUGGCGCCGCCGCUGAGCCUGCCGACGGAGCUGUAGCAAGUGCUACUGCCGACGACACCACCAGCAGCAGCACCAAGCCCACGCACCGCCGCGGCAGUUUCUCCUUUGACGCCAUCAGUGACCCCGUGUUCGCGGCCGCCGCCGCCUCCGCCGCCGCCGGCCUGCACCUGUCGCCCGACGUGAUGGCACCGCUACUGCCGCCGCCACCACAGACGGGCUUGAACUCGGGCUCGGGCGCCCUGGCGGCGGCGGCGCCUCCGCCUCCGCCGGCGCCGGUGAUUGACCUCUUCCCGGGCGCCCGACUGCUCAUGCAAGACCGGCUGCUGCCCUCCGCCACCUCAGCCUCAGCAGCCUCCACCGGCGGAAGCGCCAGCAACGCUGGCAGCGCCAACACCACCCCCGGCCCCACGGCUGCCGCCGCCCCCGGCCCCGCCGGGCGCUGGCUGGUGUUCGCGUGUGACUGUGCAGCCGACCUGACCGCAGCCGCCGCCGCCGUGGCGGCGGUGGCGGCCGCCCGCCGCGCCGCCACCUCCCUGUACGACAUCCCCGACCGACUUGCGGAGCUGCUGCGGGCGGCGGCGGGCGGCGGUGAUGGCGGCGGCAUGCAGGAGUCGCCGCUGGUGGCGGCGGUGCGUCACGCCAUCGAGCCCGCCAUCAACAACCACCACCAGCACCACCAGCAGCCUCACCAGGACCUGCCCCACGCGCUUGACGCCGGCGAGGCCGCCGCCGCCAGUGAUGCGGUGGCGGCGCCGCCGCCUCCGCCGCCGCCACCCGCCCAGCUGCUGGGUCUGGGGCUUCUGAGCUGCCUGGGGUGCACCGACACGCGCGCGGCGCUGGCGGCGGCGGCGGCGGCGGCGGCGGACGCAGCAGUGGAGGCGGCGGGGGUGCGUGUGGGCGGCGGCGGCGGCGGCGGCCACAGCUGCAACGUCACCACUGUGCUACAGGAGUUGGACUUCAUGAGCUGCAACAACGCCUGCCAGCUCUGGCUCACAGGCGCCAAGAACAGCACCGAGCAGCCCCAGCCCCAGCCCCAGCCCCCGCCGCCGCCCCCGCAGCUGCUGUUUGACGAGCGCUACGACCGCCACGUGGAGCACUUCUGGGACGCCACCGCCGCAAAGCAGGUGGUGCGGCGGGUGCUGUCCAACCGCAGCGGCUGGGGCCGGCUGCCUCUGGGUCGGCCCGGCCAGCCGCCGCCGCGCAUUAGCGCCCUGGGCCCGCUGCACAUCAUGGCCACCUUCACGGGCGCCGCGGCGGCGGGGCUGGACCCCGCGGCACUGCUGGCGCGCUUCCGGCGCAAGCUGAGGCUGUCAGGUCUGCGGGCCCAGCUGGUGGUGACGCCGCCCGUGGCGCCCGCCAGCAGCGGCCGCGCCGGCAGCGCCACCGGCGGCGGGCUGCUGCAGCUGCUGGGCAGCCGCUCCGUGAGCUGCCUGCUGCAGGGCAUGACGCCGCUACAGCCGCACCUGCAGCUGCCGAUGGCGGCUUCCGGCGGCGGCGGCGCUGCCCAUGCUGCUAGCACCUCCGGCGGCCUGGCUUCAGGCGGCGGCGGCGGUGUCAGCCGGACGGGUGCGGGUGGUGGUGGCGGCGGCGGGCUGCUGGCCCGUGCGGGCUCCAGCGGGAGCGAUGGUGGCGGAGCCGCCGCCACCACCACCACCACCGCUCUCGGCGACACGCAGCAGGCGACAGUCCUGCAGCCGGGCGGCAGUAGUGGUGGUGGCGGCACCGCCGUGGCUACCGCCGGUGCUACAGCUGCUGCUACUGCCGCGGCGGGCGGCUUCACACUUCACGUUGUGCCGCUGCGCGCCAGUCGGUCCCUGGUGCUACGGUACGUGGCGUGCCGGUACGGCCUGGACCUGGAGCACCUGACACUGGCGGCAUUCCACCUGGGCGGCAGUAGCACUGCUGCUGCUGGCGGCGGCGGCGGUGCUGGCGGCAGUGGCAGUAGCAGCCGUGCUGCUGGUGCUGCUGGUGCUGCUGCUACUGCCGCAGCCGGCUCGGCGGUGGUGGCUAUGCGCUGCAGUGACGGCGAGGACCUGGUUUCGGGUGUGCCGCGUGUGGUGCUACUGCCCGCGCCGCCGCUGCAGCAGCCGGCUGCAGCUGCAGCUACAGCCCCGCAGCACCAGCACCAGCAGCAGCAGGCUGCAGUGGUGCCGGCUGGCGCCGGCGGUGGCGCGGGCGGGUGCACGUUCCCUGUGGACCUGACGCCCUUCAGCGCCAGCAGCCGCAUCCUCGUGCUGUCGUAGUAGGCAGUAGUAACUGGUGAAUGUGGUGCGGGCAUGCGUGUGUGGGCCUGGGCCUGGGCAUGGGCGCAUGCUGUGCGCUGUGUGCGUGUGUGUGCUUGUGCACAUGGGGGAGGGCGCCCUGGGCCCCGCGCUGGUGUUAGGAGAUUGGAGACUGGGAGAGCAACGGAUUUGAGAGUGCGUGCAGUGAGGUUCCCCAAAGUUUUCUCCCGCCGAGAUCGGCACAGGGCGGGACGGGUUUUGCCCAGCGCUGACGGUCGGGUUGCUUGAAGUCCCCGCCCUACGAGGCCCGGACUAGCUAGAUAGGGUUAAGUUGCACAGCACGGCCCCGCUGUGGCCAAGAUUGGAUGGCGGCAGUAGCUAGUUGAAGAACGUGUUGACUGUACGAGAAGCUAAGCAAAAUAAAUGGAGAGGGCUAUUGCCCGGCACUGCUGACGACACUUCUGGCCUCAUCGGCCAACACGCGUCCGCAUUGGGGCGCAGCACACACGUGUGUGGCUGUGUGUUAGACGGGUAUGAGCGCGACAUGUGCGUGAUUGCUGAACCGCGGCCGCCAAGGACGUCCCGCGAUUAGAGGAACAGCCGAGUUGCAAAUGGGUGUCUUUUGUAGCGAUCCCGAUUUCUGCUGAUACAUGGUGAGAUGGUGGUGGCGGUUCAAGCAAGCGCCACAUGAGCUGGGCUAGGACAGCCGCGGGGUGCGCGUUGGGACGGAGAGGUUCCGGAUGGGUCCACCCGGCGGCGGCAGCAGCAGACGCAACUCGCAAGGUUGUUGAGUUCCCACAAUGCUGAGAGCAAAGCUGAAUGGCACAUUGAUACAUUGAUACUACGUUAUGUGGCGCGCUGGGAAAAAGGAAGGCACGCAGGGAACGGACCCGAGCAGCUGCGAACUGCACGGGCGCAAUAAGUCCCACGUAACAGACGGCUGUUGAAACUGGAAUGGACCAGAGGCGCGUACCAGAGCGCCGCCCUGCGGUUCGACCCCGUACCCCUGCCCCCAGUUGCGUCGCGGUGCAAGGAUAUGGAGAGCGCUGACGGUUGAGCAGGUGACAGAUUGGUAGGCGCAGAGUUGAGAGAGGCAUUGUCGA